AUGUUGAAGCCCUUCCAAAUCAGAAACCUUCGGGUAUCCACUCAGAACCAACCCCAGCAGCUUGCGGAUUCUUGUACUCUUGCAGGAGUGGUCCAGAUCUCUGCUACAGAUUACGAUGAUUUAGCCUCAAACCAUCCCCGCGCAAGGUUGACUUACAUGGAUGACGAUGAUGAUGACGAAACCAUCACCGUUGGAUCCGCUCUCGAGCUCGCUCAGCGCCUUGAGGAGCCCCUGGACAUUAAUACACAGCUUGAAUCCGUCGAACUUUCUCCCAGUGACAUCGGGCCGAUGCACAUAUUUGAUAUUCGCCGAUCAAACUCUGUGACCGAGUUGUGGAAGCGAUUUGAAGACAACGUCCCGAAAAAAGACUCGGAUGAUCAGAAGAACGGCAUGCAAGCUACCUCCAAGGCUAUUAUCCUCGAGGAGCAACAUGAAGUCCCAGUUCCUCAUAUUACUACCUCGCCAUCAGUCUCUGGAGAUCAGCCUCGGUCUCUUAUGGAAGCAUUUGAGGCUGAGCUAGCAGAGAUGCUCAAUAAUUCUGAGUCACCGGAGAUUCGAGUGCCUCAAUAUAACUCGCCACCCACUACUGAGCCAUCAACCAACACAAACUCAGAGCGAUCCCCUCAUCCCGUUGAGAUUCUAGCGGCACAGGUUCUAGAGCAGCUGAUCAACGGAGCUACUAUGGUACAAUCUGAAUGGAGAUCAAAAAUCCCUGAGCUACACCGACAACUACAGAAUGCUCAGAGACAAUUUGAGACUGCACAGAAAUCUCUGCCUGUGAACGUGGAAGCGUCAUUGCGGACACUACUCGCCACGGUUGAGGCUCACCUAAGAACCGCUUUUAACAAUCUCCCAGACGGCGGAAGGCAAAUGGCAGAAGAUGCAUUCCAAGCAGGAAGGCCUGUCGCUGAGAAUGCCGCUAAUGGUUUUCGUACGAUGGCCUCCGAACUCAACGAGGUCGGAAGAACAUUAUUUGCCGCAUUUGAAAGCGAGUUCGGACGCACUGCAUCAACAGCCCCUACGUCGACCUCAACUUCCGAGAUGCCAAACCCUAGAGCAUCCGGGCCAUUCUUUAACACUGCUGCAAACAACGGAUCUACGGCUCCGGGCACUAUGUAUUCCCAGACCUGGAAUACAAAUCCUUCAAGCGCAGCCACAAAUGAGAAAUCAACAGCAGGCCCAGGCCAAUCAACCCCAUCUAAUAACACACAAACAGGAGUACCACCCUUCCAAAGUAGUCAGGGUCAACCUACACCCGCUCAAUCAAAUCAUUGGGCACCUCCAUCGUGGCCUGCUCCAUUUUGGAAUCCAUUCCAAACCUAUAAUGCACCUCCACCUCCCUAUCUGCCGAAUUUCACUUACAGGCCGCAAGGACCACCUGCGCCUGCGCCGCCUCCUCCUGCGUUCAAUACCCCGUUGAAUGCGUCACAUACAUCACAAGUCAAGUCUGGGGAAUCUAAAAACGGUCCAGCAACUAAAUCCUUGUUCAUUGGGAAUGUUGGUUUCAAGGUUACCGACAAGAUGAUACAGGAUGUGUUUGCUGCCAAAGGAUUUCUUGUGAAGGUGGAUCUUCCACUAGAUACCGAAUCAGGAAGACACGCAGGCUUUGGUUACGUUCAUUUCCCCUCAGAUUACCCGGCUUUCGCUGCAAUGGAAGCAUUGCAAGGUGCCGUAAUUGACGGACACUCGAUAAACCUUGAGCCUAUGUAUCAUCCCCCCAUCGAAAGUGUGCGUCCGGCGCAGAUUUCACUCAAUGCCAGUACAACCACACACGACACUCAGACAGACCGCCCUCAGGCUGAGACGAGCGAUGCCGUUUGGUCCCCGCUUGGUGUCAAGCAACAAAAGGGUCCAUCCAAGCCUGGCAAGACGGACAAUCGGAGAAAGUCUGUUAGUUUCGUAGAUCUCACGCAGAGUGUUGAUCCUGGUCAAGAUCAGACAGAGUCAUCCGCACUGCUUGAUUCUCCAAGCGAGGACCCUGCAUUCAGUGCACGUUUCCCCUCGCUUUUACCCGAGACGAAUGCACCGCACAAUGAUCCAUUGAGUGGUCAGGGUGUUUCCUCGGAUUUGCGUACAGAGUCUCGUUUCCCACCUGUGUCUCAAUGGGAGGCACAACUACUUGCAAACCGGCAGGAACGCAGUGAAACAGCACCUAUAACUGGUGAUUUGCAUAGCCAAUCGCCAAAAAGCCCAAAGCACCGUGAAGGACCUUCCACUCACGGUUUACCCUUGUAUCCUACACCGAAGGCGUUUAGUCGACCUCAACCAGCUUCUCAUCUGGAUGCAGCCGCCAAUCUAUCAUUGGUCGUUGAUGCCGGACGACCUUCCGACCAUAGCAAAGCAAUUUGGGAUCAAGUUGGCCAUUCUUCCAGUUCCAAGGAGACUGUGCGCCCAGCGGUGGAUCUCAAUGGCCCCCAGAGUGCGCCCAAAUUGAGGCGUCGAGCCACUGAGCACAAGACUCAUAAACCAAACCAUUGGCAUGCUGCGGAGACUGGCCGUCACAGUCCCCUCAGGCAUUCCACAAGUAUGCGUCGUCUUGGGGAUAGAUCGCAUGGUCCUGCGGAAACAGACACAUGGGCGCGUCUGUCUAGGCGAGAACGGAAUGGCGCCUCUUCUCACGAUCAGAUCCCCGGAAGCUUCCCGGUAGAACAUGCGACGAUGGCCAAAAUCUCUAAGACACUUGAUACCAGUGCGAUUGAGGUUGAGGAUGCGGCGAUCGAACGAUGUGCCUCUGCUCUUGUCGACAUCGGCUACGGGGAUGAACGGGCGGGUGGACGGUCGAGGAUGGCUGUGUAUGCGGCUAUGGCAAAUGGUGACCUCAUGGAUGCGAUUGAUAUGAUUGAAGAGGAAAGGUCGAUCUAUGAACGACGGGCUUCGCAGUGA
Penicillium hordei is the source of this 2883-nucleotide messenger RNA. RefSeq names its product RNA recognition motif domain-containing protein. The transcript is spliced from 2 exons. Lineage: Eukaryota; Fungi; Ascomycota; Eurotiomycetes; Eurotiales; Aspergillaceae. The coding region runs from base 1 to 2883 and encodes 960 amino acids. The record is from RefSeq and is a predicted model, not a curated record. Gene Ontology annotation, molecular function: RNA binding.